CUGCGCGACAUACUUGAAACAAGAACUCGAAAAUCCAAGGUAAAGUACAUUUGGAGUGAACUUACUUAUGAGAAGCCUAUCACUCACUGUUCCUGUUACCAGCAAGUGUACAUUACUUCGAAUACUUAAACUUUUAUCCCAAUGAGCAGCACAGAGACCAAUGAUGUGAAUGUCUCCCCUGGUGCCGAGAGGACAACACAACAGAAUGAAACCCUCUCAGACACCCUUAAAAAGGUGGAAGACUUUCUGCAGCCUUUCCGUCUUUCCGUGGAGAAGCUGCGUGAUGUUUCGGCCCGACUGCAGAAGGACUUUAUCCGGGGCUUGGGCAAGCAUACACACCGUCGGGCACCUGUCAAAAUGCUGCCCACCUUUGUGAGGUCCACCCCAGACGGCACAGAGAGGGGGGAUUUUUUGGCCAUGGAUCUGGGUGGAACUAAUCUCCGAGUGUUCCACGUGUGGGUGGAGGACCGGGAGAAUGUGAGGAUUGUGAACAGGAAGACCGACCUCAUCCCCACGGAGAAAAAGAAGGGCACUGGAAAUCAGCUGUUUGACUUCAUUGCAGCCUGUCUGGAUGAUUUCCUUAAGUCCUCGAGCCUCACAAACAAGACUCUUCCACUGGGUUUCACUUUCUCCUUCCCCUGUAUCCAGAAAGACAUUGACAAGUGCAUCCUGGUCAGGUGGACAAAGGAUUUUGACUGCAAGGACGUGGUAGGCGAGGACGUGGUGAAACUACUUUGUGAGGCAAUCAAAAGGAAAAAAAUCUCAAACAUCAGCUCCAUUGACAUGGUGAACGACACUGUCGGAACAAUGAUGGCCUGCGCCUUCCAAGACCAGAGCUGUGAAAUUGGCAUGAUCGUCGGGACGGGAACGAACGCAUGCUACAUGGAGGAGAUGAAGAACGUGAAGCGCGUGGAGGGCGAGGACGGCCGCAUGUGCAUCAACACGGAGUGGGGCGGCUUCGGGGACGACGGCUCGCUGAGGGACAUCCAGACGGAGUUUGACCAGGAACUGGACCGCGGCUCACCGAAUCAACGUGAAAACCUGUUUGAGAAGAUGAUCAGUGGGAUGUACCUGGGGGAGGUGGUGCGGCUCGUUCUCGUCAAGCUGGCCCAGAAGAAGCUGCUGUUCAGGGGCAAGCUGUCAGAGGAUCUCCUCACACGGGAUAAAUUUAAAACUGAAUACAUUUCUCAAAUAGAAGAGGAUGCCACUGGACUGGACAAAGCACGGGAAAUUCUGUCAAAGCUGGGCCUUCCAGCCAGUCCAGAGGACUGUGAGAUUGUACGCGUGGUGUGCAGCACCAUAUCCACCCGCUCCGCACAGCUCUGCGCUGCUGCCCUAGCGACCAUUGUCAACCGCAUCCGUACCAACCGUGGGCUGGACCAUCUACGCACGACUGUGGGGGUGGAUGGCGCGGUGUACAAGAAACACCCCAAGUUCAGCCAGCGUCUCCGGGAUGCGGUGCACGUCCUCGCCCCGAAGUGUGAAAUCUCCUUCCUGGUCUCUGAGGAUGGCAGCGGAAAGGGCGCCGCCAUGGUGACGGCGGUUGUCCCAAGACAGCCCAAGGGCUCUCGGCUGCUGGAGGACAGCGAUGUCUGUGAACAUUUUCAGUGCCAAUCGGAGAAAUGCCAAUCGCUUUGUAUCCCAAUGAACAGCACAGAGUCCAGUGAUGUGAAUGGCUCCCCCUCUGCUAAGAGGAUAAAACUCAGCCAGGAUGUUCCAGGCCAGAAUAGUGAAGCCCUAUCAGCCACCCUGAGUAAGGUGGAAGACUUUUUGCAGCCUUUCCGUCUCUCCUUGGAGAAGCUGCGUGAUGUUUCGGCCCGGCUGCGGAAGGACUUUAUCCGGGGCUUGGGCAAGCACACACACCGUCGGGCACCUGUCAAAAUGCUGCCCACCUUUGUGAGGUCCACCCCAGAUGGCACAGAGAAGGGAGAUUUCCUCGCGCUGGAUCUGGGCGGGACCAAUUUCCGAGUGCUUCACGUGCGUGUGGUGGAGGACCUGCAGAGGGUGCUGAAGAUGGACAGCAAGAUCUGUCCCAUCUCCCAGGAGAUCAUGCUGGGCCCGGGAGAACAGCUGUUUGACCACAUUGCAACCUGUCUGGCCGAGUUCCUCGAGUCUCUGGGCCUGAAAGACCUGACUCUUCCUCUGGGUUUCACUUUCUCUUUCCCCUGUGAACAGAAAGACAUCGAUAAGAGCAUACUGGUCAGGUGGACGAAGGGGUUCAACUGCUCAGGGGUGGAGGGGGAGGAUGUGGUGAAACUACUGCGGGAGGCAAUCCACAGGAGAGGAGACUUUGACAUCAGCUCCGUCGCCAUGGUGAAUGACACUGUUGGGACAAUGAUGAGCUGCGGGUACCGUGACCAGAGCUGUGAAAUUGGCAUGAUCGUCGGGACGGGAACGAACGCGUGCUACAUGGAGGAGAUGAAGAACGUGAAGCGCGUGGAGGGCGAGGACGGCCGCAUGUGCGUCAACACGGAGUGGGGCGGCUUCGGGGACGACGGCUCGCUGAGGGACAUUCAGACGGAGUUUGAUGUGGAAGUGGACCGCAGCUCACUGAAUCCAGGCGUACACACGUUUGAGAAGAUGAUCAGUGGGAUGUACCUGGGAGAGGUGGUGCGGCUCAUUCUCAUCAAGCUGGCCCGGGAGAAGCUGCUGUUUGGGGGCGAGCUGUCAGAGGAUCUCCUCACCCAGGAUAAUUUUAAAACUAAAUACAUUUCUCAAAUAGAAGAGGAUGCCGCUGGACUGGACAAAGCACGGGAAAUUCUGUCAAAGCUGGGCCUUCCAGCCAGUCCAGAGGACUGUGAGAUUGUACGUGUGGUGUGCAGCACCAUAUCCACCCGCUCCGCACAGCUCUGCGCCGCUGCCCUAGCGACCAUCGUCAACCGCAUCCGUACCAACCGUGGGCUGGACCAUCUGCGCACGACUGUGGGGGUGGAUGGCACGGUGUACAAGAAACACCCCAAGUUCAGUCAGUGUCUCCGGGAUGCGGUGCACGUCCUAGCGCCAAAGUGUGAAAUCUCCUUCCUGGUCUCUGAGGAUGGCAGCGGAAAGGGCGCUGCCAUGGUUACGGCGGUCGCCCAGAGACUGGCCACGCAGUCACGGCUGCUGGAGGACAGCGAGGGAGAGGGAGAGGAUGAAGAAGAGGAAGAGGAGGAAGAGGAAGAGGAGGAGACAGAGAAUUAACACAUUCUUCCAGAUAGCAGAUAGCAUGGCAUGUGCACAGUAAAGAAGCCUCCCUUUUACAUAUCUGUGAACAUGCAGCUCGAUACAGAGGCACAUGCUUUUGUGUCAAUGAAACAGAUUUUAAAAGUGACAUUCAACAAGUAAUACAAUUUACAUUUCACAAAGUGAUGGAAUCAUUGUCAACAGACUGCAGGGAAGUUUGAUACUUACUAAAUAGAUUUAUUUUACCAGAUAUGUGUUUACAUUACAUUACAUUACAUUACAUAUUGUAUCGUACAUAGCAGAUGCUCUUAACUAGAGUGACUUACAUAGGUUACAGUUUUACUCCAUUUCUACUGGAUUUCCUUGGUUCUGAAUGUUUUGUGUGAUGUGUUCUAGGGGAGACACUAGAAACAGCAUGCUAUAUAAUGCACAGCCAUAUAAUUUGCCAAAAUCACAGGUAAUAAAUGUACAAAUGCAGUAAAGAAAAC
Molecule: messenger RNA, 3650 nt
Organism: Megalops cyprinoides (Indo-Pacific tarpon)
Lineage: Eukaryota; Metazoa; Chordata; Actinopteri; Elopiformes; Megalopidae
Product: hexokinase-2-like
Exons: 22
Coding region: 142-3180 (1012 amino acids)
Biological process (GO): glycolytic process; intracellular glucose homeostasis; glucose 6-phosphate metabolic process
Cellular component (GO): cytosol; mitochondrion
Molecular function (GO): fructokinase activity; glucokinase activity; D-glucose binding
Source: RefSeq, a predicted model, not a curated record